AUGCGAGCCUGGCUACGUUCGCCAUGCCGAUGGCUUAAUCACGGCCAGGUCUAUGGAAUGGAGCGACCAAGUGCUGAAGCUAAAUCGUUCGCGGAAAUGGGCUCACUCGUUCGAGCAGCCGCCAAGCUUCAUGUGUUUGAGUCUCAAAAACGGGCAGGGAACAUGAGAACGAGACCAUUCAACAACGCAGCGGGAAACGGUCAUCCAAUGUUCUUCGAUUGUCUGCCCCGAAAGCAUCACAUCGCUCCAAGCAAACAACAUCCGAACCUGAAGGAAUCAAGACCCCUAGGUAUUCUCGGCAGUAAACUUGGGAGAUUCUUGGCGGCGGCCUGCGGCGAUUCCCCCGCUCGCUACCAAUUCUUACUUCCAGCCCAGCAGCAGGGCGGCGGCGGCCCGGACAGCUUUGGACUGUUUUGGUGCUUGCUGAUUGGACCUAGUCUAAAGUCCGGGACCAGCGGCAUAUUGGCCCUGUCGCUUCCUAGCCACCCCAGAAGCUCUGCUGAUCAACGACGUCAGCUAGCCCCGUUUUAUUCAAGUUAUUCAUUCAAGUUAUUCAAGCGGAACUGCAACAAGUGGCAUCAUGCGCUGGGCAAGGUCGUAGCGCACGACCAAGGGACCGGAAUAGUAAACGACAUUGAGAAGACAUUAUGGUGUUCACAAAGUCAAUUCACUCGAGUGCCGUCCGGCUUGGAUCAGAUACAAAGUCUAAUUCGGAUUUGA
Messenger RNA from Colletotrichum godetiae, 720 nucleotides. RefSeq lists its product as uncharacterized. The record is from RefSeq and is a predicted model, not a curated record. Bases 1 to 720 code for a protein of 239 amino acids. Lineage: Eukaryota; Fungi; Ascomycota; Sordariomycetes; Glomerellales; Glomerellaceae. The transcript is spliced from 3 exons.